Messenger RNA from Pomacea canaliculata, 1554 nucleotides. RefSeq lists its product as uncharacterized. The transcript has 10 exons. The record is from RefSeq and is a predicted model, not a curated record. The coding region runs from base 221 to 922 and encodes 233 amino acids. Lineage: Eukaryota; Metazoa; Mollusca; Gastropoda; Architaenioglossa; Ampullariidae.
UGUGUGGCACAAACUAACCCACCAUUGCUAGACGUGUACUCAUGUUGUAGAUACGCUUUUUCUCCCCGGCUAACACUUAUAGUUGGCCUGAAUAAGAAAGAAGAAACGUUUAGUCGUGUAUAUAAAGUUUCUCAUCCACCAUCUUGGUUAGGACGUAAACUCGUUUCAAGAGGACAUCGCUGCUUCGUCUUCUUCUACAGCUGUGGCUGCCUCAGCAGCCAUGGGCAACUCGUGUGACAGCCGAAGGUCUCAGCAGAUGCACGAGGAUUUCGAACUAAGUAAUACGGCUAGAUCAGCCAUGGGCAACUCGUGUGACAGCCGAAGGUCUCAGCAGAUGCAAGAGGAAUUCGAACUAAGUAAUACGGCUAGAUCAGCCAUGGGCAACUCGUGUGACAGCCGAAGGUCUCAGCAGAUGCACGAGGAAUUCGAACUAAGUAAUACGGCUAGAUACAUUGUACUGCCAACGAGGGAAUUGUGUGAAGACUGUGGAGGGUCGACGUGUAUGGAUAGCUACUACUUAAAGUGUAUGCUUUGCUCGCGAUGCUCACGUGACCUGCCUUGUUACUACUGCAUACUGUUGCUAGAUCACCUCUUGGAGAAAGCCUCGAAUGAAAAAAAAUCGCACGCGGAAGACACGAACGUGAAAGAGCCUGUGGAAGCCUCGUCUAGUUCUCGUAAUGUGUUCGAGACACCGUUUUGCGCGCGCUGCUCACGUGACCGGCCAUGUGACGUCUGCCAACUAUUGGCCUUGGACCGCAGGGAGAAAGCCCAACGACGGCAGCUAGCCGGGCCGAACGGAAAUGCACGUGGAAGAAGAAACUUUAUACCAAGUCGUGACAGUGAACUAAUACAUCUGCCAGAUGUUCACGUGGAAGAAUUCUUCAUGGCUGCUGUUCAUUUCUGUAUGGCCCUGUUCCAUUAAGCGUUUUCUUAGCUGCUCAUGAAAAGCAAGGAUCAAUUAAUGCUACUCCUCCUCCACAUGGAUACAAGUGAGUCUUCUGACAUGACGGCUUUAUUGGCGACCUAAAAUGGCGGCAAAGUGUUAUGUUAUCAGUAAUAUCAUUAAGUCAUAUGUAAUACGUGCCAGUAUAAGAUGAAACCUAUUUCUGAACUAUUUCAAACUUGCUUUGUUUUCACUUUUGUCAAUCCUUCUUUAGAAGUAAUUUGAUGAACUAUAGAAGCAUAAUUUUUCAAGCCCGAAUGUUAAAAUCUUAAGUACAGAACCACAUUCAUGUGGCGAAUGCUGAUUUGUCAUGUAGCUGCCUAUUAGUAUGUCUCAGUAGAUGUUUGUGUUUUUAUUUUGUUGUGCAUCAAUGUGUGUGUGCGCGCGCAUCGAGUAUACGUACGUUUUGCGUGUGGAUUUGUGAGUGUGAUGAUUUGGGCUUGUCUGUGGCUUUGACUAACGAUUUAAAGAUUUUUUGUUUGUUUGAAAGAUUAAAAAUAAUAGAUUUUUUUUAGUUGUGUCUAGUCACAACCUAUUUUAUGGGCUGAACUUUACGAAUGAAAGACACAGGAUUGUAUCUGAAGGAGAUAAAAGAUAUAAAAAUUAAACGU